Molecule: messenger RNA, 772 nt
Organism: Racocetra persica
Lineage: Eukaryota; Fungi; Glomeromycota; Glomeromycetes; Diversisporales; Gigasporaceae
Source: the annotation of a GenBank genome assembly
AAACAAAGAAGCACUCCAAACAUCCUUGAACAAUUGUAUAAGAGACAACAGAAAAAGAGAAUGGGUAGUACUUAAGUCGCCAAAAGAAAAAGAAGUUAAAAGUUUAGUGAUCAGUAAAGUAGCUGCAAGUACAUCAAAAAAGUUACUUACUGAGCAUUGGAAGCUAAAAUAUCAAGAUAGAAUGAAUCAAACAUUAGUCAAGUGUGAUGGCUGCAAUCUCAAUCAAGUUGCCAAAGAAAAUAGCUGGUUAGGAAGUGACAGCUUAGCAGCUUCAAGUAAUCAGAAGAGUAUAGUUAAGGAAAUUCGAUGUGAGGACUUAGAAGUUGAGCUUAUUAAAAAACAGCAUUUGAAUGGCUCUUUUAAAAGAACAACAAAAGAAGCUGCAAGUCCAGACCGCAUGGGCAUAGGAUGGUUACAAAAGACCGAAGAAUCAUUGAGAUUCUUAGGACUAGCAGUCACAAAUAGUCGGAAGUGUUUAUAUGGUAAAGACGUGUAUACUCUUCGGGCCAUAUACCAAGCUGCCGUCUACGGUGGAACAAAAUCUAAUAAAAUCGAAAGCAUUGUUGGAUUUGGAUUGAUUGAAACUGGGUCUUCUGACUUGAUUUGUUCAGAUUUGACUAAAGUUAUUGUUUUGUUAAAUCAACAAUCAGAGCUAUUUGAUUUUCUUAGUGACUCUAAUCGUAGACCUAAAUCUGAUCAGCGUCCAGAUUAUGCGGUUUCAAUUGAUAAAGCAAUAAGAAAUCAUCGAAACCAUGAAUCAGAACACCCUUGA